Messenger RNA from Myzus persicae (green peach aphid), 719 nucleotides. RefSeq names its product peroxidase-like. The coding region runs from base 16 to 591 and encodes 191 amino acids. The record is from RefSeq and is a predicted model, not a curated record. Gene Ontology annotation, molecular function: peroxidase activity; heme binding. Gene Ontology annotation, biological process: response to oxidative stress. The transcript is spliced from 4 exons. Lineage: Eukaryota; Metazoa; Arthropoda; Insecta; Hemiptera; Aphididae.
ACACAAAAAAUCGAUAUGCUAUUUACAAAAACGAUUACAAAUUACUUGUACACUGAGCAUCCAGAUAAUGUGUUUGGAAUGGACAUUUUCAGCUUGGAUAUACAACGAAACCGCGAUCACGGUAUUCCGUCAUAUACGGAAUUUAGAAAAUAUUGUGGACUAAAACCUAUAAUAAAUGAACACGACUUUUCCCAGAUCAUGGUGGAAGGUGCAACUGAUAGAUUAUUAAAGCAAUACGAAAAUUGGAACGAAAUAGAGCUAUUGGUAGGCGCAUUGUUUGAGAAACAUGAAGAUGACGCAAUGGUUGGACCAACGAUGAGGUGUAUCAUAAGAGAACAGUUUAUAAGAACUAGAAUUGCAGAUAGAUAUUUUUACGAUUUACCAAAAGUAUUCAACGAAUAUCAACUGGCAGAAAUAAGAAAAGUAACGCUUGCCAGAGUCUUUUGUGAUAACAGUAAUAAUGUUGCAAUGAUGCAGAAACAAGUAUUUUUGAUACCUGAAACGGCUGAUUUGCAACAUUGUGAUUCCCAAUUAAUUCCAAAAAUCAACAUCAAACACUGGUCAGAAAUGGUCGAUUCCAUUCGAAAAUAACCUUAAACACAACAUUGAUGUUUUUAUUUGCAAUAAUAUGUUUUAUUGUUGAAUCUAAAGUAAUAGCUUACCUUUUAUGAGAAUCAAAAGUUUUUUAUAUUUAAUAAUAAAUAAUCAUUACUAUGCCA